Molecule: messenger RNA, 2322 nt
Organism: Poecilia latipinna (sailfin molly)
Lineage: Eukaryota; Metazoa; Chordata; Actinopteri; Cyprinodontiformes; Poeciliidae
Exons: 15
Coding region: 229-1653 (474 amino acids)
Biological process (GO): spermatogenesis; oogenesis; homologous chromosome pairing at meiosis
Cellular component (GO): central element
Source: RefSeq, a predicted model, not a curated record
CCAUGAAAUCUGAUCUGGUAGUCGCUAUGAUCACACCUCCAACAUUUGUUUCCUUUGGCGUAAAUUAUUUCUAAUCUAAAAUAGAUUUUAACGUGAACUUGUAUUUUUCUAUAUAAUUGGUGGCUUAAUUAAGUUACCACAUUAUAUCACCCCUUUAGCUUUAAACUAUAUUUUUUCAUUAUAAUUAAAAUUCUUAACUGUUAGCGCCGUUAGCUAGUUCAACCCAACAUGAAGGAGCAGCAUUUACUCGACAAUAUUGAUAGUCUUGUUUUUCAAUUUGCUGUUAAAACUCGAGAGGCUUCUCAAAAGAAGAAUGGAAUCCAAAAGCAAAUCAAAGAGUGCAGAACUCUCAUCACUGAGAAGAAGUCUUACAUUGAAGCAAUUCAAGGAUACAUCAAGAAUCUUGAAGAAGAAAUUCGAGUGAAGCAGAGCACUGUAACGAGCAAUAAAGAAAAAGCAAAAAGCAUGAAGGUGACCAACAGCCUGCUUCUUCAGUAUGAACAGACGCUAAAAACUGAAUUGGAAAAUAGAAAAAGCAGCUAUGACCAUGACCAGGAAGUCUACAAAGAGAGGUUUGCUAGCUACCUACAGACACUGCAGUCAUACAAAGAAACAUAUUUCCAAAAUCCCAUCGCUCAGAAGCUCCUCCUGCUGCAGGCUGAGAUAGGGGAAAUUGAGAGUCAAAUUAAACACUGUGAUGACUGCAUGAUGAUGAAAAAGAAAGAACUGGAACAUCUUACUGAUCCAGAUGCGACUUCUUAUUCCAUGGAAAAACUACCAGAUGGUGUUUUAGGCGAACACCACACAGCAGAAGAACAGUCCGAACAGACGAAGGAGGAUUGCUCCAUUGACAUGUCAUACAUUGAUCUCAACCAAGCAACUCGUGACCAUGAACCUGCUGCAGAAGUAAACACUGAGGAGAUGAGUGAGGAAAACGAACCGCAGGAUCCAACCAGCUGCUUCACUGCCUCUGACAAAUCAAAUGAAGACCUGUGGUCUCUGCAGCUGUCAGACGAGUCAGGUCCACCGGAAGAAAUGCACUCUGAGGCAGAGGAAGCAGAAAUGUCACAGGAGGAACAGGGACAUCAGAAGCUUGAAGCACAGAGUCAGAGGGAGGGAGAGACAGGAACAGAUCAACAGGUGCAGGUUCCCACUUUAUCAGAUCCAGAGGAGGUCCAGAAGGAUAACAUGCAGGAUGAAGCACCUGAUGCAGAGGACCAUCAGGAAGCCAAUAGUUUUCUUCAAACAUCUCAAGAAGCCAAUCUACAGGCUCUCUCUUCAACUGAAACAUCCGUGUUCUCAACUCCAACAUUUACAUUCAACUUCAGUCCCACCAGCUUUCAUCGUCAAGGCACUCCCGAUUCUAAAUCUUCAGCUUUUGCACUCAAUCUGAACUCCAAUGUUAGCAUACCAGGAUUUCCUGGAUUUGGAUUUGAUGUUGGACCUUCCCAGGAAGAAGAAUCCUCUUUUGCUUUUUCUGGCUCUUUUUUCAACGACAAGAAAGCCACAGAUGCUAAAUCUUCAAGCUCUACUGAGUUCCUGUUUGACCAACCAGAACAAAGUGAAGACUUCCAGUUUGACUUUACAAGCAACAGUCCUCAGUCAAGCAAGAAAAACCCCAAAGAUGAGUUUCCGUUUUCAUUCAACUUCUGAGAAAAGAAAAAACACACUACAGUACUUUGUGAACCGAGUUCCUGUUUAUUUCCUUAUGUUGUUGAGCUGGCAGUGAUUUAAGUUCCUGAAUUCAACUGUUUGAUAUAAAGGCGUAUUUGGGUUAAUCACACAGCAAUGUAUACAUAAUAGCGUCAUACUUGGAUAUAUAUGUACGUCAUUAAUAUAUACUUAAAACACAUCAGAAGUUUAUAUUUCUUUAUAGAUUCCUCUCUUUAAAGUACAGUAGUUGUAAAGUUUACAUGUUUUAAAUUGUAAUAAAGUAUCUGAUAAGUUCGGAAAAUUCUGUUAAUUUGAAUUAAUACUAGAUAUUUUUGCUUCAGUCACACAACCACACAAUAUACAUAAACAUGUAUAUAUAAAAAACAGAAAAUGAAUAUCUUAAGGGUCUCUUGAGUUACAGUCACAUUAGCCACACAAAAUAUUCAGAUAAAAAACACAAAAAGUUUAUAAAUUUCUUAAUUUUUAGAAAUGACAUGUUUAAACAUGAUCAGAAUUAUUUCUUUCACUGAAGGCUCCUGCUAAUAUGUCUUAUGGCUCAGAAUGUAAGCAUUUCCUAUAUGUGGAUUUAAAAGUAAGAGAUUUAUACUGCAGCAUCUACAUUCAUUUGUUGCAAUACAUGAUAUUCAAUGAAAGUUCUGUAAAACUUUG